Messenger RNA from Prorocentrum cordatum, 6699 nucleotides. Lineage: Eukaryota; Dinophyceae; Prorocentrales; Prorocentraceae. The record is from the annotation of a GenBank genome assembly.
CUCCUCGCGCUUUUGGCGGCGGCGCAGGGAGGCGAGGGCCGCUGGUCUGGCUUCUGGCAGGCGUGGGGCUGGAUGGCCCAGGCGGCUGUCGAGGACCUCGACGGUGGUGACGAGGACCUCUGGGAGGCGCCGGAGGCCGACGUGCCCGCGCCCGUGGCGGACGGGCCCGUGCCGAUCGUCCCGCUGGAGGUAGCCCAGGGCAAAUGCUACUGCAGCACGGGCUACACGGCGGGCGGCCUCGAGCAGUGCCGGUUCGCGUGGCGGGCGCUGCGUGUUACCAGCGCGGAGCCGCCGCAGCGCUUCGUGAGGGCGGAGUUCCUCUUCAGCGACGACGGCUACUGGGACUGGUGGGCAAGCCACCCUGGGCAGCCGAGCGCGGUGACGGCGCGCCCGCUCAUCCACGUGUGCUCGGAGAGCCCGUGCUCCGUCGAGGAGGGGCCGGGGACGUGCACCGAGCUGAUCCACGUGGCGGACGGGGCCGAGCUCGGCCUGACGGACCUGCGGGCGCUUUUCGCCGAGUGCCAGGAGGUGAAUCCAGAGGCGGCUUGGCCAGCAGCACGCCUCGGGGCGCUGGUCGCCGCCGCCGCCCCCGCGAGGCCCGCCGCGGUGGCCAAACCGGCGGGGCGCCCACCAGCCGCGGCAGGUCCUCUCAGGGCCCCGCCUGGCGCUGCCCCCUUCGACGACUUCCUGAGCGUAGGAGGCUCGUCGCGCGGCCCUGGCUCGGAGCUGGCCGCAGAAGAGGAGGCGGCUGCCGCGGGCGGCCUGGGAGGCAAGCUCGCAGGGGCUCGUGCGCGCUUCGAGGAGGGGAAGCGGGCUGCUGGAGACGUCAACCUGGACGGCUUCCCCCUCGGCGCGGAGGCGGCUGGCGAGGGGCCCGCGAAGAGGCGGUCGCUCGGGGACCUGCUGGUCGAGCGCGCCGCGAAGCUCAAGAGGGCCGCCUCCGACGCGGCUCCCCGAGGGUCGAGGGACCCUGCGCCCGAGCGGGCGCCGCCAGGAGCAGGCCUGAACGGCGGCAUGCGGGAGCUCGCGCAGGCGCUCGCGAUGGCCAUCCGCGAGGGCAAGGAGGCCCCACCUGGCGACAUCGGCGGGGGCGGCCUCAGCUCCACGGACCCCGCGGCGGUGCCGCGCGACCUGGCCACGAAGAGGGCCUUCUGUCGUCGGAUGGCCGCCGCCGCCCCGGGCCGCCUCACGGAGCUGAGCCUGCAGCAGAUGGCGGACUUCCUGGGCUCGCAGGAGGGGGAGGCGGCCGUCGACGCGACGGGCCCGAUCGCCCUUCGGCACCUCCUCACGAUCUACCUGCCGCAGCACCCGGUGAAGGAGAUCGGCGCGCAGACGCACCGCGAGCUCCGCACCCUCGCGGAGGCGGUGGACCUGCUGAUGCAGGGGAAGUCGGCCCGCGCCUGCGAUCUGAUCGUCCAACGCCUGAAGGCGCUGCAGGUAGCAACGACGGAUGGCUCGUGGGCGGCGGCGAAGUGGUUGGAGCUGAUCCCGCCGCGCGACGAGCCCACGGCCAUCCGCAGCGAGGAGGAGGAGCUCAUCCGCAGCAUCCAGCUCGGCGAGAUGAAGCUGGACGAGCUCUCCGCGCGGCUGGCCGCCGCCAAGACGCCGGGCUUCCGCGGCGGCUCCGCCAGCGCCCCUGGCAGCGGGCGCGGGCGGGCCUCCUCCGCGGGCCGCGGGGUCGGCAGCCCCGCCGCCGUGGAAGAUGUCCUUCGCGGAGAUGCGGAAGAAGUUCCCGAAGCAGCCGGGGGGGACGAACACCCAGCACCGCCUGCGAGCCUUCAAAGCUCGUGCGGCGGCGCGCCCCCGUCGGACCUGAGCGGCGGCAGCCUGCCGCCUGCUCCGCGCUAUGGUGGAGCCUCCUCCGGGAGGGUGGCCGAUGCCUCCAUCAAAGGCGCGUGCCCUGCGAGAGGCGCUGGAGGGGGAGUCCGCGGCGUGGGCCAAACUCGGUUUACCGAGGGCGGAGAACGUGCCACCCUAUGCGGGGGGGGUGAGGGCGUCGCGGAGCCCCCGCUGGCCACCGCGCUGCAGUGCUGGUCCGACGAGCUCUCCUUCGACUUCGGCAAGAGCAUCGUCGCGGUCGACCUGGCGGCGCGGCUGGUGGCAGCAGUACGACGCCACCCGGGCAGCCUUGGCAACUUCGCUCGGUCGUUCAGCAUGCGUGCGGACACAUUUUGUGGGAGCGGAGGGUCGUCGAACAGGAGGGCUCGGGACGCCCUGCCGCUUCCCCUUCCGUCGACCGAGGAGGUGGACCGCUGGCUGGCCCAUAGCGCCUUGCCCAAGGCACGCAGGUGCCGCCGCCGCGCCGUUGCGCGGGAGGUCAGCGAGCAGGCGUGGCUGUACCUCAGCGCGGUGGCGCUCAACUACGCGUUCUGCGGCCGCGCGCAGGAAGGCUGGCGCCACAGGCCGACCCUGUCGAAGGCGCAGACGCAGGUCUACGUGCACCUGAGGAGCCGAGCGGCGGCCCUGGCGGAGGACCCGCUGGCCGUGGUCAUGGUCCCUGCGAUCGACGAGCUGGCGGGCGGCUGCGGGUCAGCGUACGAGGGGGAGUCGGGCGUGAAGGCCCUCCCCUGCCGGCUCUGCGAGCUGGCCCCUGGCCUGCCCGCGAGGGAGUGCGCUGCCACGCUCGACGCGAUCGACUUCGUGGACGACGAGGUCGGCGCCUGGCUGCGCCGCCCCGAGCUGGCGCUCCUCGACCAGUCCGACUGGCCCGACCCGCUGCCGCGGGCCCGCGUGAACGUGGAGACGGAGGCGGACUGGGAGGAGCUGGCGCUGCACCUCGUGUCGCUCGGCAUCUUCACCACGCUCGCGGAGAGCGCGCUGGUCCGCGUGAGGGGCGAGCCCGUGCUGAACGGCCUGUUCGCGGUGGAGAAGAAGGGCACUCCAGCGCCUGGCGCGACGCGGGUCACCAGGCUCAUCCUCAACAUGGUGCCGGGCAACUCGCUCCUGAAGGCCCACGUCGGCGAGGCGGCGCUGCUCGCGGCCUCGACGUCCUGGACGUCGGUCGUGAUCCCCGAGGGGAAGCUGCUGCUGUGGUCGGGGGACGACCAGAAGGGGGCCUUCUUCGUGUGGCGGGUCCCGCCCGCGUGGCACCCCUACAUGGCCGUGGGGCGGCCGCUCGCGGGCAAGCUGUUUGGCCGCUCGGUGCCCGUCGUCUACGUGACCUCGGCGGUCAUCGCCAUGGGCUGGUCGCUCGCGGUGCCCGUCUUCCAGCACAUCCACCGACGGCUGUGCCGCCUGGCGCCGCCCCUCGGGGCGGGGCUUCCCCCGGAUGGGGAGUGGCGCAAGGAUUGCGCGCGGCCCCUGGUCGAGGCGGGCAGCGGCCAGGACGCUGGCUGGUGGCAGGUCUACAUCGACGACUUCGAUGCGCCGGAGAUCGUCGAGGAGGUUCUGGCCCGCAAGCUCGCGGGGACCCCGAGCGACCUCCAGCUGCGGGUCCGCGCCAGCUACGAGAGGGCGAGCGUCUCCUUCUCGGCCGAGAAGGCGCACUGCAGGCAGCUGAGGGUGGAGCGCAUGGGCGCGGACGUCGGCGGCGUCAGCGGGCGCCUCGCGGUCCCCGCCUCCAAGGCGCUGGCCACCGCGGGCCUCUGCUUGGCCGCGGUGCAGCGGCGCCUGAUCCCGUGGCGCGUUGCCAUGGCGGUCCUCGGCAAGCUCGUGAGGGCCUUCGAGUUCAGGCGGCCGCUCUUCGGGGUCCUGAACUCCGUCUGGACGCUGGCUGCGUCCUCAGCGCAGGGGGCUUUCCUGGACGCGGAGAUGGUGGAGGAGCUCUUCAUGGGCGUGAUGGUCCUGCCGCUGGCCGCCUCCUCGCUGCGAACGCGCGUCGACGGCAUGGUCACGUCCUCGGACGCGUCGGAGAUGGGCGGCGGCGCGUGCACGUCAGCCGGCCUGCGCGAGGACGUCGCCGCCGCCUUGCAGGUGCCGAGGACGGUCCCCGACCAGCUGGGGAUAGGGGCCAGGCUCCUCAACAUGCCCGAGGACCCCGCCCGACCGUGGGCGGCAGCCAACCCACGCGUCCCCGCCAGGGCGGUCCGCAGGGCGUUGUCGGUGCUGCUCAUCGGCCUGUUCGACGGCAUCGGAGGCCUCGCCGUCGCCUUCUCGAGGCUGCCCGUCCGCAUCGCGGCCUACGUCGCGGCCGAGACGGACGCCAAGGCGCGGCGCGUUGUCAGGCUCCGCUGGCCAGGUGUCAUCGACUGGGGCGACGUCACCCGCGUGAGCAGCGAGACGGUGCGGGACCUGUUCGAGGCGUUCGGCAGCCUCGUCGACCUGGUGGUGGUCGCUGCGGGCAGCCCCUGCCAGGACCUGUCACGCCCCAACGUCGGCGGGCGCGGCCUCAGCGGCAGGAAGUCCUCGCUGUUCCACGAGGUGCCGCGCAUCCUGGCUCUCCUCGCCGCCGUCUUCAGGGACAGGCUCGUUUGGUUCGUGGAGAACGUGGCCAGCAUGUCCGACGUCAACGUGGAGCUGAUCUCGGAGGCGCUGCAGGUGAGGCCGACGUUGGUGUGCUCGUCGGUGUUCGUGCCGUGCCGCAGGCCGCGCCUGUUCUGGACGAGCUGGGGCGUCACCGCAGCGGCGCCUCUUCAGCUGGCCGACCGCGGGGUCUACGACGAGCUGGUGGGCCCUGGCGUCCCGCUCAUGGACCUCGAGUGGGAGGACGAGGGCUGCUCUUGGCCGGGGAGGCCGAGGUGCUCCCCCACGCUCGUCUGCUGCAGGCCCCAGCCCUCCUUUCCCUCAGCCCCGCGUGGCUUCGCGGCUGCAUCGGAGGCGGCCCGUCAGAGGUGGGCUGCGGACGGGCACAGGUAUCAUGUGGCCUUGUACGAGGACAAAAACAUGAUCUGCACCUCCUCGUUCCCUUUCCUGCGCCUCCCCACCAGCGAGGAGAGGGAGCGCCUCCUUGGCUUCGAUGUGGGGUACACCUCCUUAGCCACCAAGGGCUCGAACCCUCAGGACGCCUCCGACGCCAGGGCCUUCCUCCUCGGCAACAGCUUCAGUGUUCAUGUCGUGGCAUGGUUGUGCCAGCAGCUCCUGCACCGCCGCGGCGCGCUGAACAGGGAGCUGUCGAUAGAGGAGUGCCGGGCGACGUGGGACCAGGCCGGGGCCUUCGUCACGGAGCCAGGGGAGCCGGACACCGCGGAGGCGAGGCAGCUGGUCUUGCACUACCUCAGCCGCGCGGAGAAGGGCGGCUCGGACGUCAGGCUGGACUACGGCGCCCCCUACUGCCCGCGGGGCUGGCCGAGGACGAGCCUGGACCCGUUCGUGUGGAAGUGGCGCGUGGUGGUCAGCAUGGCGUGGCCCGGCCGGAGCUCCACCCACAUAAACGUGAGAGAGUUGCAGGCGGCCACGUCGGCGAUCAGGUGGCGCGCCCGCAAGGUCGCGCAGCACGGGAGCAGGUUCCUGCACCUCGUCGACAGCCAGGUGGUCGCGGCCAUCGUGACGAAGGGCCGCAGCAGCAGCAGGAAGCUCCAGCCCAUCCUGAAGCGCUGGAUGGCCGUCGUCGUGGCGGCCGACAUGUACCCGCUGAUCGGCUACGUGGUCUCGGAGGACAACCCUGCGGACGAGCCGGUAUCGGCGGAGACGCGGCGGCGCUACGAGCGGGCCCUGCGGGCCCUGCUGGCCCACUUCGGUGCCGAGCAGGCGGGAGCGGACGUCUUGCGUGGCGACCCCGAGGACGCCGACGCCCUCGUCGCGGAGUGCCUCGAGGGCCUGUGGGCCUCCGGUGUGGGCAUCGCGGCCGCCAACAACACUCUGGCAGGGGUGUGCUUCGCGGCGCCUCGGCUGAGGCGACACCUUGACCUGAGCUGGACUCUCCUCAAGGCAUGGAGACAUCAUGAGCCAGCGUCCAGGGUGCUGCCACUCACGGCCGAGGCCGUCGCGGCCAUGGCGGGGUUCGCGUGCGCUGCAGGCGCGUUCGACGUGGCCGCCCUCCUUCUCGUCGCCUUCGAGGGCAUGCUCCGAGGCGCGGAGGUGUUUGCCCUGACGGUCGGCGACAUCGUCGACCGCGGCGAGCUGUUCGUGGUCCGGAUCAGCUCGUCCAAGACCACGGCAGGCAAGGACUGCGCGGAGGCGGUCGUCAUCCGCAGCAGGAUGGCCGUGGCGCUCCUGCGGAUCGCGGUCCGCGGCCUUGGCGCAGGCGCGCGGAUCUCGUGGAGGACGCCGUCCCAGCUGCGUGGUGCCCUCAGCGCCUUGGCGAGGGGCCUGGGCCUGGCGGGGCCCAUCACGCGGCACAGUUUCCGGCGUGGUGGGGCGAGCGCCUUCUUCGUCAGGAGCGGCUCCAUGGAGGCGACCCUCGUGGCGGGUCGGUGGGCCUCCUCGGCCACGGCGCGCCUGUACAUAGAGGGCGCGGUGGCCGACUCGGUGCGCGCCCAGCCCGGGAGCGAGGCAGCCCGCGCCGUUGCGCGAGGACUGCGGCUCCUGCAGCUGGCCACUGCAAAAGGCCACUGUAUCGCGCCCAACAGCGCUUGCCUAAAAUCGGGCGUUUAUCUUCGCUGCGGCGAAGAUAACCGCCCUCCCGCCGUGGGGCCGCGUGGCCCCCCUUUCUCGGGUCCUGGCUUUUCGGGUUCCCGGGGCCCGCCCGUUGUGUGGGGCGUUCUCUGUUUGGGGCCCACGCCCGUCUCACCUCCUCCGUGCGUCGUGUCACCUCCUCCCGUCGCCUCCUCCCGUCACCUCCUCCUCGAACGUGCCGACCUUUUCGGGGUCCAACGGCCGUGA